CGGACUGGUCUGUCUCCCGCACGUGAACAGUCCGAGGGACGUCAGCAGACCUUUUCCCACCUGGGCACCUUAAGCGUGCGUGCAAGAAAAGAACUGCUUUUUUUUUUUUUCCAACUGUUUCCUCCGCGGUUCUCCAACCGGUGCCUCUGGAUUACGGAGAGAAUAGCGAGCGGCGUGGGCGCGUAACUCUCGGAAUCAUGGAAUUAUGGAUAAAGUUGAUGUUGUUGUGCAGCUGCUGCUUUGGAGCAAGUGCGGACUUUGACGGCAGGUGGCCACGGCAGAUGGCCUCAUCCAAUGGCCUGUGUCGAUACGGGGCCAGGGUGGACUGCUGCUGGGGAUGGACGCGCCGCUCCUGGGGUCACUGCCAGCCUCUCUUCGCCUUAACUCACAGAGUAGUCGGGAUAAGGUGCCUGCCCCAAGCUGUGUGCCAGCCCAGCUGUAAGCAUGGAGACUGCGUGGGACCUAAUAAAUGCAAGUGCCGCCCCGGCUUCACUGGCAAGACCUGCAAUCAAGAAGAAGAGCUGGACUAUUUUACCCCACCAGUGUGGGCCAGUCACCUCCCUAUCUUUCUUCCCACGGACCAUCAGCCAGCGAGAGUAGUGAUGGAGGACCUGAAUGAGUGUGGCCUGAAGCCGAGGCCUUGUAAACACAGGUGCAUGAACACAUAUGGGAGUUACAAGUGCUACUGCCUAAACGGCUACAUGCUGAUGCCUGACGGGACCUGUGGAAAUGCUCGCACUUGUGGCAUGGCCAACUGCCAGUACGGCUGCGAGGUGCUGAAAGGAGAGGUCCGAUGUCAGUGCCCGUCACCGGGGCUACAGCUGGCUCCAGAUGGAAGAACCUGUGUGGAUGUGGAUGAGUGUGCAGCAGGAAUAGCUGUGUGUCCCAGGUUCAGGAAAUGCAUCAACACCUUUGGUAGCUACAUCUGCAAGUGCCACGAAGGGUUUGACCUGCAAUACAUCAAUGGGAAAUACCAGUGCAAUGAUGUGGAUGAAUGCUCUUUAGGUCAGAGCUACUGCAGCAGCUUUGCCACCUGCUACAACACGCUGGGCUCAUACAAGUGCAAAUGCAAAGACGGCUACAGGGGGAUGGGCCACGACUGCAAACCCAUUCCUAAGGUGGUUAUUGACCCCCCGAGACCAGGUAAACUGCCUCCAAAUCAUCACAACCACAUCCCUGACUUGGAUCACAGGAGGACCAGCACCACCAUCCGCCCACCAGUGACUCCAAAGAGAAUCUUCCCUAUUAUCCCCAGAUCAACACCGGCCACCACCACAACAACAACAACCACAACCACAACCACAACGAAGGCACCCCUGCUUCCAGAGAAGGUCAACCCAGCUCCGCACAAGCCGUCAGUUCCCACCCGGAAGCCCUUCAUCCCCACCAGGAAGCCACCAAUGCCCACACGCAAGCCCUACAUCCCAGCAAGGCCAGUUGCUCCCACCAGAAGCCCCACAACACCACCAACAAUCACCCCUGUAGACAACACCAUCCAGAAGGAGGUCACCAAACAGAGAGGGGAUGUCCACAUCCCUCGGAACCACGGCCAUAACACCGUUCUCGGCAUUGACUUUGACAUUGAGCUUGGCAACACGGCAGAUGAAGCCAAAGACGACCCAGAGUCGGGGUAUCUGAGCUGCUCCUUUGAUGAUGGUCUUUGCGGCUGGAUCAGGGACAAAGAUGGAGACCUGCACUGGGAGACGACGCCUGAUCCGUCAGGUGGACGGUACCUGACCAUCCCUGAGGUAGGAAACAAGAGGACUGGACGAGGGGCCCGGCUGGUCCUCCCACUCACCCCUCCCUGGAAUGACGGCAAUCUGUGCCUGUCAUUCCGGCACAAGCUGGCAGGCCACCAUGUGGGCAUGCUGCAAGUGUUUGUGAAGAAGGGGAAGCAGUACAGUCCAGCAGUCUGGGGCCGGACAGGCGGAAACGGCUGGAGGCACACCCAAAUCACAUUAUGGGGCGCAGGCCUGGAAAGCGUGAUCCUGAAGGGGGAGCGUGGGCGAGGCAGGAGCGGAGAGAUGGCUGUGGACGACAUCACCCUGAGGAAAGGCUCCUGCACAGAGGAGCACAAUCUGAGGAGACUCUGACUGACAGAACAGAAAAAGGCAGAAAGAAAACAGGAGGGAAAAUCAUCUCAAAGAGAACUGACUCUGUUGUGAGACCCCCUCACUCUGCCUGGGCUCUCACUGACAACCGCCACCCCCCCCCCUCCCCCCGCAACCAUCCUAUGAACGAUAUCCGAAAAAUUGUGCAUCAAUAGAACAGUGGGUUUCUAUCUCUCGGCUGUCCGUGCAUAAAAGGACUGAGCCAAAUCUCAUGGGUGGAUCCGAGAAGCACACUCAUGUCUUCUCAGCCUGCCUCUCGCUCAAUCACCUUGAUACUCUGAAACCUGCAUGUACCAACUAACCAUAGAAAUAUCCACCACCUAACACAAUCCUGGCAGCCUUCUGGCCACACUGCUAAGAGGCCCAUAUCACUUCAUUUCCUCCUGGAGAGAGGAUUGUUCCCUCACUUUUUCCUUGCUUUGAUCCUUUAAACCACAAGCUGUUGCUUUUUAUUUGCUUGAUGUUAACAUAUGUGGCCAGGGGUGCAUUUUUCAACCGUUUUGAUCAGCAAAACAUCAGAGGUGGUAGGUAUUAAAAAAAAAAAAAAACUGUAUAAAACACAAAUUGUGUUUGUCAUAAUUUGGUUCUAAUCGGGAUUACUCCAAAUCUGAGUCAGAGUCAGUUUAGGUCUGCUUUUGUUGGUCUACUUUGAGUUUUUGGUAUCGCUACUGUUCUAUAGCACAGUUUUGACUGAAACAGCGCAGCUUUUUCUUUUGUUGUCACAGUAUUUCAAAGAUCUGUUUGGUAGAAGAGAGCCUGAAAAAUUAAGCACUUUUUCCGCCCUGAUCUUUUAUUGAAGCCUCCUAAAGUUGUUUAAACACUCCACAGUCAUGUUUUUCAGAUACUUGAAAUGUGUCAAACAGAAUCAGUGUAUGAUUUUUGACAAUUACAAAUCAACGGUUACUUUCUAUUAUACAGUAUGUGCUUUGUUAUAUUAAGUGCAGUUUGUUAUAAAGACAACACCAACAACUUUUUAGGCUUUCACAAAUUGUAUUAUUGUAAAUGUAGUUGCGUGUACAUACUCAAAAUCUACAAUCCCAUUUGUUGUGUGGUUUGUACAUUAUGUUAAUUCAUACAUGAAUAUUAAUUGGAUUUCAAAAUGGUUGGUAUUUCAACUAUUAAUUAAAGGACAUGUAUACAGAUUGAAAUCUUGUGUAGUGCAAGGCAGUGUUUAAAGUGCACAAAAUGUGUACUGUGUGUUCAUGUCUUACAGUAUAAUGCUCUGUCUGUAACUAGCAAAGCACAUAGUUGCAUAUUGUAUGCUGUGAUAAUGAAGGGCAUCGGCUGGAAUUUAGAGGUUUUCUGUAUGCAUGGGUGCAUUCACCAGAUUCAGAUUUAGCGAGACCAGUAUGUAAAUAAAACACAUUUGACUGAUAUGUUAUGAAACACAAAAUGUUUUUUCCUUGUCGCUGAGAGUAACACA
Molecule: messenger RNA, 3534 nt
Organism: Xiphias gladius (swordfish)
Lineage: Eukaryota; Metazoa; Chordata; Actinopteri; Istiophoriformes; Xiphiidae
Gene: npnta
Product: nephronectin a
Exons: 14
Coding region: 198-2093 (631 amino acids)
Cellular component (GO): membrane
Molecular function (GO): calcium ion binding
Source: RefSeq, a predicted model, not a curated record